AUGGUUUUCAACAAGUUGAUUCCAAAGCAAUUCAAGUGUUCCUUCCAUUCCUCGAUAAGUAAUGUGUCAGCCCGUUACGAGACCGACAUCACCCCCGCUGGCUGGACCUUCUCCAUUUGGAGUGUUAUUUAUAUCUGGCUCACCCUCAUGGUCAUUUAUAUCACUUUAUUUGUGUUCAGAGGAUCUUGGGCUCAGUGUCUGCUGCCGUACGCCUUCUACUUUUUCUGGCUGCUCAACAUUGUGCUGAAUAUGAUAUGGCUGCUGUUGUGGGACAGAGAAUUGAUGCUGUCAGGUCUGGUUGUAUUGAUCCUGAUCGUGAUUUCCAGCUACGGUGCCUUGAGUAUCUGUUGCUAUGCAACAGAUUACUACGGACUCUGGCUACAUACCUACUACCCCAAAGACCUCAUCUGUGUCACAAUUUUGGUCCAGAACGGUUUGGCUCUCUACACGACAUGGACGUCGAUCGCUUCUUUGAUCAACUUCGCUGUAGUCCUUCAAUUGUGGGGCGUGGUCAAAAGCACGGCUGCGACCGUGUCACUUUGCCUCCUGUUUGCUGAGCUGGUGGGAUGGUUUAUUCUUGAAAACUGGGCACUGGAUCGCUGGGUGCGCAACAUUCUGACGGUGUACCCUGUUGUGAUCGUGGCGCUGGUCGGGAACGUGUUCAAGCAUUUUCACUCAGCGGACCCCAGCCCGAAUGCCAUAUUUAUGGUUUGUCUCCUGGUGUUGGCAUGUAUCCUGCUGGUGUUCCGAGUCUGUAACGUCAUCUGGAGAAACAGAUGGAGACCCCUCUUCUCCCCGGGGUCGGCACGCCCGCUAAUCUCACCACUUGAUGGAGGCAAAUUUAAGCUCUUAUCCUAA
Messenger RNA from Nerophis lumbriciformis (worm pipefish), 858 nucleotides. NCBI's taxonomy places the organism in Eukaryota, Metazoa, Chordata, Actinopteri, Syngnathiformes, Syngnathidae. The record is from RefSeq and is a predicted model, not a curated record.